AUGUAUAACAACCAAAAGAGUCUGAAUCUGAUGGCAGCUCUGUCUGAGAACCUGCUGACAGUCAACAUGUUACUGAGUGUCUUCUUUCUUCCAGGUACUUUGGCUGAUUGUACAAAAUCAGGCAUCAGAAUCACUACACCGAAAAAGAUCAAAGCUCUGAGUGGAUCUUGUUUGGAAAUCCCAUGCAGCUUUGAUACAGAAAAUAAAUUAUUUGACAGCAGCAAAACUAUCCAUGGAGUUUGGAUGAAGCAAAAAAUUAAUGGCAAUCCAAGUCCUGUUAUUUUCCACAGCAGUGGGUCAGUUAACACCUAUCCACUGACGAUUACUGGAAACCUGAGAGAGAAAAACUGCACCACUCUGUUUCCUGAUGUAAAGACCAGUUAUACAGACAGAUACUUCUUCAGGGUUGAGAACGAGAAGUUUAAAGCAACAGCCUGUGAAGAUCCUCUUAAUAUAACAGUUAAAGAUUCUCCCUGGAGUCCCAGCAUUAAUAUCCCUGUUGGUGAUCUGAAGGAGCAUGAGUCUGUCACUGUAAGCUGCUCAGCUGUGACUCCCUGUCCACACUCACCUCCUGAACUCACCUGGAAUCUCCAACAAGACUCUGAGAGACAAACAGAGAAAAACACAGAUGGAACCUUUACAACUAAAAUCCAGGAGACCAUCACUCUGUCAGACACACAUGAUGGAUACAACAUCAGAUGUUCUGCCAGAUAUCCUGUGAAUGUAGGAAGCAAGACAGCACAGAUAGAAGUGACUCUUAGUGUUUCAUAUGCUCCUAAAGACACCUCAGCAUCCAUCAGUCCAUCAGGUUUGGUGUCAGCAGGUAGCUGGGUGGAGCUGAGCUGCUCCAGCAGAGCCAAGCCUCCUGCCAGCUUCACCUGGUUCUGGAACAGCACAGAUGGAGCCAUUAUUGUAUCUGUGGGGCAGGUUUACAGCUUCUCUGUUACUGAGGGAGGAGAGUAUUACUGUGAGGCUACAAAUGAUCUGGGGAAUCAGAGAUCAGCAGUGAUUCAUCUUGGCAAUAAAGGUUUGCCAACUGGAUUUAUUUUCUGGGUGACCACUCUAGUUGGAGGAACUGUGAUCCUCUGCCUGUUAGCUUUACUUUGGUUCAUUAAGAUCAAACAGAAAGUUUCUCGGCGGAUGCACCUGUACGAGGUGUCAACAACUAUCAGUAAUGCAGGGAGUUCUCAUAUGUUGGUUUGUAAGAAUCAACCGGGUGCGGACGUUGAUCUUCACGUGAUAGCCAACAAAUCAAAUGAAAAACUCCAUGAUGGAAAUAUGAAUUUCACUCAGAGCAGGCCUGAAGUUUCCUCCUUCUCGGUCCAGGACCAGGAACAUCCGGAGACCAAGUGUGAACAGCUCACAGUGCUAACUAACAGUCCAGAGGAUCUCCGCGCUGAAGAGGAAAUUGCUGUGUUGUGAAUAAUCUUAUCUCUGGAGACAGUGGUCUCU
Cyprinodon variegatus (sheepshead minnow) is the source of this 1452-nucleotide messenger RNA. RefSeq names its product sialic acid-binding Ig-like lectin 13. The transcript has 9 exons. The record is from RefSeq and is a predicted model, not a curated record. NCBI's taxonomy places the organism in Eukaryota, Metazoa, Chordata, Actinopteri, Cyprinodontiformes, Cyprinodontidae. Bases 1 to 1422 code for a protein of 473 amino acids.